ACAAUAAUCUAGUCUAUGAUUAUACAGCAAAAAUCGCUCUUUGUGAUUGUUGAAGUGAUUUUGAUAUUUUCGUGAAUAAUUUGCAAGAUACACCAACAAAAUGGUCUUAGAAAGUACUAUGAUCUGCGUUGAUAAUAGUGACUACAUGAGAAAUGGAGACUUUCUUCCAACCAGGCUGCAGGCUCAGCAAGAUGCGGUGAAUCUGGUGUGUCAUUCCAAAACACGGUCAAACCCGGAGAAUAAUGUUGGAUUACUAACUUUAGCUAAUGUAGAAGUUUUGGCCACGUUAACCAGCGAUGUUGGCCGCAUAUUAUCCAAACUACACCGUGUCCAACCCAACGGUGACAUCAACCUCUUGACCGGAAUCAGAAUUGCACACUUGGCACUGAAGCAUCGUCAAGGGAAGAACCACAAGAUGAGGAUCGUGGUAUUCGUGGGCUCUCCUGUUAAUACCGACGAAAAAGAACUAGUGAAACUAGCGAAGAGAUUGAAGAAAGAAAAGGUAAAUGUUGAUGUUGUUUCAUUUGGUGAAGAUGGUGAGAAUAAUCCUUUAUUAACUUCGUUCGUCAACACUCUGAAUGGCAAGGACAAUACAACUGGAGGCAGUCAUCUCGUGUCAGUACCGGCUGGCGGCUGUGUGGUGCUCUCUGAAGCUCUAAUUUCUAGCCCCUUGAUUGGAGGAGACGGUGCUGGACCGUCAGGUUCGGGAUUGUCACCAUUCGAAUUUGGAGUCGAUCCUAAUGAAGAUCCGGAACUUGCUCUGGCUUUGCGCGUGUCCAUGGAAGAGCAGAGACAGCGCCAGGAAGAGGAGUCACGCCGUCAACAAGCCAAUACUGAAGGUGAAACAGGAAAAGCUGGAGAGACUCAGAACAGCAGCAUGGAACGUGCUCUAGCCAUGUCUCUUGGGCGCGAGGCCAUGGAACUGUCAGAGGAGGAGCAGAUUGCUCUAGCGAUGCAGAUGAGCAUGCAACAAGAUGCACCAGCUGCUGAAGAAAGCAUGGAUGUGUCUGAAGAAUAUGCUGAAGUUAUGAAUGAUCCAGCUUUUCUACAAAGUGUCCUUGAAAAUUUACCUGGAGUUGACCCUCAGAGUGAAGCUAUCCGCAAUGCUAUGUCUACCAUCAAAAAAGAUAAGGAUGAAAAGGAUGACAAAGAUCAAAAGGAGAAGGAUGGAAAGGGUUCAGGAUCAAAAGAGUCAUAAAUAUCUUUGCAUUUUUUUUAUUGACACAUGAAGCUCGUAAACUUUAAAACACUAGACGCUACUGCAGUGUAACUACCACUUGGGAUUUAUGAAUAUACAGAUGAUUUAUUUGA
This is a messenger RNA of Pectinophora gossypiella (pink bollworm), 1311 nucleotides long. RefSeq names its product 26S proteasome non-ATPase regulatory subunit 4 (gene Rpn10). The coding region runs from base 101 to 1198 and encodes 365 amino acids. Gene Ontology annotation, cellular component: nucleus; proteasome regulatory particle, base subcomplex; cytosol. The transcript has a single exon. The record is from RefSeq and is a predicted model, not a curated record. Gene Ontology annotation, molecular function: polyubiquitin modification-dependent protein binding. NCBI's taxonomy places the organism in Eukaryota, Metazoa, Arthropoda, Insecta, Lepidoptera, Gelechiidae. Gene Ontology annotation, biological process: proteasome-mediated ubiquitin-dependent protein catabolic process.